Messenger RNA from Solea senegalensis (Senegalese sole), 4346 nucleotides. It is a transcript of the gene ptpn9a, whose product is annotated as protein tyrosine phosphatase non-receptor type 9a. The transcript has 13 exons. NCBI's taxonomy places the organism in Eukaryota, Metazoa, Chordata, Actinopteri, Pleuronectiformes, Soleidae. The coding region runs from base 549 to 2261 and encodes 570 amino acids. The record is from RefSeq and is a predicted model, not a curated record. Gene Ontology annotation, molecular function: protein tyrosine phosphatase activity. Gene Ontology annotation, biological process: protein dephosphorylation.
GCGCAGACUAGAGCUACCUCCCUCUCACAACAUAAAGGCAACAUUCAAAGCAACAAACUAGCAGCUCAUGGCAUGGAGGAGCCGUCGGGCAGCUGCAGCCAUCUGAUCCGUGCAAGCCUUGAUGGAUGAGCGGCAGAUCACGGUCCGAGCCCAGUGAUCAUCGAAGCCGAACUGAAAGCCUCGUUUCUCCGCCCGAGUGUUGUCCUCUCCCCCCCUCUUUCCUCUCUCUCUCCCCCGUCUCUUCUGAAAUCUGACUUUUACAUCAUCGCCUUUUUUUUUUCCACUCCACUUCUGGAUGGCAGACUCGGGCUAAUUUGCCUGCGUGUUACGCAGUCAAACAGUGACAAAAGGAAAACAGACAGACAGAGAGGUUGAGCUCAUCCUGCAGCUCUUCAGAUGUCUUCUUAAACUUUGAGCGAGAGGGACACGAACCCUGAAGCCCCCGCUGCUUGCUCUACACGAGGGACAAACACACGUCUCCGCUAUCUUCCACUUGGUGAAAAAAGGACGCGUCUCGGUGAAGAGGGAUCGUGGAAGUGACGGAAAUCAUGGCAGCUACUUUAUCAGCAGACGAGGAGCAGGCGACCAGGCAGUUUCUGGAGGAAAUCAACAAGUGGACUAGUCAGCAUGGAGUGUCACCGCUGUCCAGAGAGUUGGCCGUCAAGUUCCUCAUGGCUCGCAAAUUCGAUGUCCUCCGAGCCAUCGAGCUAUUCCACAGCUACAGGGAAACGCGUCUCAAAGAAGGAAUCGUCAGACUUCAGCCUCACGAGGAGCCUCUGCGCUCAGAGCUGCUCAGUGGAAAGUUUACUGUGUUGAGUGUGCGGGACCCUUCAGGAGCUUCCAUUGCCUUGUAUACAGCUAAACUUCACCACCCCAACAAGACAGGUAACCACGUGGUGCUUCAGGCCCUCUUCUACCUCCUGGAUCGGGCCGUGGAAAGCUUUGAGACCCAGAGGAAUGGCUUGGUGUUCAUCUAUGACAUGGCCGGCUCCAACUACACAAAUUUCGAGCUGGACCUGAGCAAGAAGAUUCUCAACUUACUCAAGGGGGCAUUCCCCGCCAGGCUGAAGAAAGUGCUGAUCGUCGGGGCUCCUGUUUGGUUUCGAGUGCCCUACAAUCUGCUCAGUCUGCUGCUCAAAGAGAAACUCAGGGAGAGGGUUCAGAUGGUAAAAAUGGCAGAGCUGCGUCAACACCUCCCCAGAGACUGUCUCCCCCAGCACCUUGGCGGUCUGCUGCCUCUGGACGCGUACAGCUGGAACCAGCAGCUGCUGGCGGGCCAGAACGGCAGCGUAGACCCCGUGGAUGAGCUGGUGGCCAUUCCUUUGGAGGACACCUCCAUUCACAUCCCCGGGCCCGAGUCCAUGCGCCCGCAGGAACUGCUGACACACCUCGGCAGGCUCCAGCGCUCGGGCAUCCAUCAGGAGUAUGACGAGCUCCGCAAAGAACUGCCACCUGGAACCUUCCACUGUGCACAAGCAGCCUGCAAUCAGGAAAGGAAUCGCUAUGGAGACGUGCUGUGCCUUGAUCAAACAAGAGUUCGUUUGAAACCCAGACGGAAUGAGAGAUCGGACUACAUCAAUGCAAGCUUCAUGGAUGGCUACAAGCAGAAGAAUGCAUACGUUGGUACUCAAGGACCACUGGAAAAGACCUAUGGGGAUUUCUGGAGAAUGGUUUGGGAGCAAAAUGUGCUAGUUAUUGUCAUGACUACCAGGACGGACGAGGGCAGUCGGAGGAAAUGUGGACAGUAUUGGCCGUUGGAUGAAGGGGGACAAGAGGUGUACGGCCACAUGGCAGUGGUGAACCAAAGGGUGGACCACCACACCCACUACAACCACACAACCCUUGAACUGCACAACACUGAGACGUGUGAACAGAGACACGUGAGUCACUUCCAGUACCUCAGCUGGCCGGAUUAUGGCGUUCCCACCUCAGCUGUGACUCUCAUCGACUUCCUGGGAGCCGUGAAGAAACAACAGAGGAAAAUGGUGAAGGCUCUGGGACCUCAGUGGACCGGCCACCCACUGGGACCCCCAAUGGUGGUCCACUGCAGUGCAGGGAUUGGAAGAACAGGUACCUUCUGUGCCCUGGACAUCUGUCUGUCCCAGCUACAGGACGUGGGCUCACUUAAUGUGUGCCAGACCGUGCGGCGCAUGCGAACACAGCGAGCCUUCAGCAUUCAAACCCCAGACCAGUACUACUUCUGCUACAAUGCCAUCUUGGAGCACGCCCAGAGACAGGGUCUGCUCCCUGCCAAUCAGUGAGCCGCAGCGACCAACCCCUCGCCCCCCACCCCCCCGACUUCCACAACCAACCCAUGAGCCCCGAGCUUUCUGUGGUCAACCUGUUAACCCCACGCCGUCUUAUGUGACCAAUUAGUGACUCCAGGAAAGAAGCUGUCAUAUGAAACUUAAGCCAUUCUUCACUGGCCAGACCAAGACAUGAUACCAACAAUAUAACGCUCUACUGCUGAAAUUGUGAUGUUUCACUGUGAUAACAUUCUGUCCGCCAACAAUGUGACAUUUUGUUUUUGCUGAACAUUUCUCAGAAAAUGAUGUGGCAGAGUGAACACACUGCUCCAGUGCCGAUGUUUGGCCUGUGGUCAGGGACACUGGGUGAAAUGAUCGAGGUAAUGCUCAUUAGCCUUAUGUUUAUAUAUUCCCCACUCUUUUAAGUAUUGUUUAAGGACCUUUUGUGUAAAGGUGUAGUACACCCCCAAAAUCAGUAAUUAACCCUCUGUCCCACUUCAUUUAAAGCUCCACUGAUGUUUUUAUGAGUGCAGAACAAGAAGUCGGCGUCAACAUGGCCGUGUCACAACUGCUGUAGAAAGGUUUUGUUGCUCAAUUUCCCUUCUGCACAAGUGCUUUUUGUACACAAAUAAUGUUAUGGAGAGGGUUUUAGUUCAUUGCAAAGUCCAAUUUUCCAUAACUGAAAUACUCUUUCAAAAAGCUACAGUAGGAGAGUUUUUCCUGUCUCCAGUAAACGUUGCCUUCACUGCAGGGGGAUUUUUUUUUAGCAGAUGGUCUCGUGGAUGGUACGAACUUGUUCUGCGUCUGUCAUUCUGAACACGAGGAGGUGAAACUACCCGAGGUGUCACUAGAUGACAGUAUGGAGGCCUGAAGAACAUCCAAAAAUGACCAGACUUACAGUAUACACUCCCCCAAAAAUGGCUGUUAUGUCCUGUCUGUGAUCACUCAUUAAACUGCUGUCCAUGUGAUUCCAUCUUCAGGGUUUUGUUUUGUUGUUUCCCCCCAGUAUAUCCACUGAAACACAGAUCCCUGCCCUCUCACUGAAACCUGGAGACUUUGUGAUUGGCAGCACAGACAGUGACCAGUGUCUUUGGUUCGCAUUGCCGUCAGGUUUUAGUGAAAGUAGGAAUGUAUUACACAACCACACCUGCCAUACGUACACACAUACACCCUUGUUUAGAGCAGUCCAUGCUGCAGUGUCAUCACUUAAGACCUCAUGAAUAGUGCAAUACUUUUCUUUCUUUCUUUCUUUCUUUUUUUUUUUUUUUACACAAGUCAUGUUUUAGCACUUUUAAGUAACUAUUCCCAGUGUGCUCUGAAAUGAGUCAUUACAGUGGCUGUUAAGGAUGGGAUGACAAAUCUUGAUAGUAAUCCCCUAGGUCUUCAUGUGUUGCUGGGAUAACUUGAUUGUUGUUAAAUUUAGCAAUGCUUAAAAAUAUUUGGUAACACACCUUUUCUUUGGACUCACUGUAAACGUCUGCAUAAAGCUUCAUUAAGACAGAUCAAGAGGAUUUUACAGGGAAAACCAAAAUGAAUGACUAAUAGCUGAAAAACAUGCACAAAUGUGUGCCUAUACAUACACCCUACAAAGUCCUUCUUGUGCACUUGAGAGUCAGAAAUGUAGUCAGUUAUAUUUACAAUAUUAUUAUUAUUAUUAUUGUUAUUGUGUUACUAUUCAUAAGUUCAUCUGACUGUGGUGGUAAUCAGUGCUUUCAUCUGGUCCCAGUGUCUUGCCAUGAUUAUCGAGUAAGUGUACAAGUACUGAGUGUUUGUGAGUGUGUAUCAUAUUUUGCAUUAUGUUGUUGCCGGGUGAAAAAUGUGUUCUUUGCUACAGAAUUCAUAUUGAAUUUUGCUUGUAGUGAAGCGAUUCUUAAGUCUGCCGUCUGAUUUUUAGAAUUCUGUUUCCUUUCUGUGACAGAUGCAAAAUGUGCCCCCGUUUUAUUUUUCUAUUGUAUUCAACAACCGUUUUCAUACAGUUACCCAGGAUUAUACAGUUAUCUACUUUAAUUUUAUAUUUGUUCUGUUAUAACCUAUGACUUUAUCAUUUGUAUGAAUAUUAAAUCAAGCUAUACUGUAAUAAAUACAAACCAUGUCAAUGUG